AUGCAACUGCCUGAAAUACCGCCGCCUCCCCUCGCACCUCUGUGGGACCGAAUAUUGCGAGCCCGCGCUCUACCGCCGGAUCUCGACGUUCAUCUCCUUUAUAUCGCCAUCAAGGAUCGACUCACUCACCCGGAAUGGGAAGUAAGGCUUCACGCUUUAAGAGUGCUUGCUGAUCUUCUACCUCUCUCAGGCAAUGCACUUUCAUUCCCUUUUGAUCAAGUUAUAGACAAUCUGGGACAUACGUCGCCGAACGUUAGAAAAGCUGCAUUGGAUGCGCUUAGGGUUUUUUGCACCCACUGCGAAGAACCAGAAUGUGGGGCACGUGCAAUACUAGAUAAGUGUUCCUAUAACAAUAUUCGACCUCAAUCUGCAGAUUUAAGUUUUAAAAUAAACGUUGUGACUGGUUUAGUUUUAUCUAUACCAACACUUUUUGGAAUUUUAAAACGAAGACAUAGAGACCUCGACAUAUUUCCGGUAAUUGAAAAUUUGGGUGAGAAAUUGUUCGAUUCUGUGCAUAAGGACGCUGCUUUGCGAUCUUUAAUGAAACUGCGUCGCGUGUGUGGACCACGUGACUACGCCCUGUGCUUUUCAAGGCUGGACCCAAGAGUUCAAGAUAAAUUUCGCUACUUGUGUGAAAUGUACGACGAAGACUCAAUGGACGUCUAUUACGGACCAAGGCGGUCUCGUAACCAAAAUGUGAUACAUAUUAAUAGAAUUUUAAAUAAUCCAGCAACAAUACCCAUCCAUUUCUCUACUGAUUCUUCGUCAGACGAAUCAUAUAGAGUACCGUUGAACAAUAGUAAUUACGCUAAAGUGAUAAUAGAGACAGAAAUUAAGUUCGAUUCGGACACAGCAAUUACAAUGACAGUCUUAGAACAAAAUGAAACCGAAUCUGACAAAAAUGUUGCAAGUGAUGAUGAAUGUUCUAGUGACGAUCGUUUGUUCCUAAAGUACAGUGAGGAGGAAUCUGAAGAAGAUGCAGAUGUUAUAGUGAAAAAAGUGCGUUUCGGUGGAGAAAGUGUAAAAAUACGGACACCGGACAGUGAUAAUUUGUUAAAUAGUGAGGAUGAUUCAAACCAAAAUAAUUCUCGGAGUUUAUUAGAAAAACUAAACGAGGAAGUAAGUUUACCAGAUAGACCAUCCAUAUUAGAUAAGGCAAAAGAAAUAAAACGAGAAGCUGUUGAAAGAGAAACUCUUGCACCUCAUAAAAAAAGUGGAAUACCGCUACCAGUAAUCCAAAAACAAAGAAAAAGUUUGGCUAAUGUGAGCAGAAAUGAUAAUAGAACAAAAUCAAAGUCUUUAAGUGAGCUGUAUGAUUACUUUAACGAUAAGAAAAAGAAAACGAUAGAAACGAAAUCGAAAGAAAGAACAGGUUUUGCCCUUACCCUUUCUGAAGUGAAAUCUCCUGAGACGGUUUCCAGUCCUGUGGAAUCACAUCGAGAAGUUGAGGUAUUACAUAACUUACAACGGAGUCCCACCGUGUCACCGAGAAGACCACAAACACGCGUGACCGUUGAUACUGAUAGAUUCGUACUGGAUUUGAUCGCAUCUUCUCCUCCAGAAUCACUGCUUAUCUCUCCUCGGCCAUCAUCCCCCUUACAAUUACACUAUGAUUGGGAGGCCUUAGGCGUAGUACCAAAAUACAUUUCAGAACAGUUGCAUAAUACGGAAAACUGGAUAUCAGCUGUAAAGGCAGCGGAUCAGCUCCACGGCGCAUUAUUGGAAUCAGAUAACGUCGCUUUGCUGGAGACCGCUGCCCUAUCUCUUGUGCAACAUAUGUGGGCCCUUAGUGAUGCGAUACCAGCAACAAGAGCACCAGCAGAGGGAGUUGUGUGCUCAAUGAUUCGUAAUGCAAACGCAGAUUGCAUAAGGCAGAUGUUGCCAGACCUGUUGCGCAGACUCUCAAGGGAACCAGCACCCACUGCCUUACCCCAUGCACUAUUGCUGAGGAUUGCAUUACAUCAUUUGGUUGAAUUGGUUUUCGACCAAAAUAUCAUCACGGAGACAGAUUUAAAUAAGCUGGAAGCCGCCCGCCUUCAAGCCACCAUGUGCCUGGCUAAGGCGGCGGGACCAGCUGCUGUUUUAGCUGCUGUUAGGCGUUGUUUAGGUGUCUCAUCCGAUGCUGACAUGUUUUGUUACAAAUUACGUGACAAAAUCAACAAACCGCUGGAAAACAUGCCAAUCCAUGUUUCGAGGACGUCUCAGCUACCUGUACCGACCCGUCGUCGUCGGGCAAUGUCUACUCCAGCCCCAGCUCCUAGGCCUAGAAGACUGAAACCCUUACCAGACUCUGCACCAUCGUUGGGUAUCUCUUCUCCUGGAAGAAGAUUAGAAGUUAGACCAAUAAAUACAAAACAAGACUCAAGCGCUAAUACAAAUUCACCGGAAACGAUAAUAACACCAGUAAAAGAAAAGGACAAAACCGACGACUCUUCUACUUUAGAGAAAAUUGAAAAUGAACCAGAAAUAACAUCACAAGCUCCCAGUACACCAUCAAUACAUGUCGAGGAUUUUUCUGAAAAGAGUCAAUCGUCACUAACUCUAAACGCGUCAAAUAUAUCUGAACAAAAAGAAAAUGUGUUGCAUCAGUCAGAUGAAGCUAUUUCGCAAAAAUCUGAAUCAAUAUCUAACAAAUCAGAAUCAGUGGACCAAAUUGAUUGUCGGCCCAAAAGUGAAAAGUCUAUCUUCGAGCGCCGAAAAAGCGGCGUUUCCACAUCAUCGAUACGAAGCAUAUCUCUCGAGGAGGUCCCGCAGAGACAUGAACGGGAUGUUCGCACUGCACUGGCCGAGACAAUAAUACCAGCUCGGCAUGAAGAUUGGGAAGCUAUAGUUAGCGCACUAACAGAAAUCGAAAGGCUCGCGAAGGAUGAAACGGCUCGGGCCCCGGCAGCAAGCUGGAGAUCUGUUGUCCGAACGGCUUCCACUCAUGUAAGAUCAUUACGAUCAAGAGUAGCUCGUGCUGCGUGUUCGACUUUAGGAACUUUGUUUGAGCUCCGAGGAAAAAUCUUAGAGUCAGAUGUCGAAGAAGCCGCUGGGGCGUUAUUAGAAAGAUGUGCGGAUGCCAAUAGAUUUUUACGUGCAGAAGCCGCAAAUGCACUUGGACGAGUAGCGUGUAGCGUAGGCUGUGCAAGGGCUGGGGUGGCUUUAGCCAGAAAAGGAGCUACACAUCGCGCGGGACCAGUAAGAGCCGCUGCAGCACAAGCUUUAACACGUUUAACAAGGCAUACAGGACCAUCGAAAAUUCUAGAACUUCCAUCUGAGCCACGUAUCGUCAUCCUGAGAGCUGCUGGCGAUCUCCUAGGUGAUGCUCACCCUGAGACCAGGCUUCACGCCCGACAUCUGUGUAUUUUAUUGUCAGAAGACCCGCGUUUUCAUCAAAUGCUCAAAGACUCAAUGACACUUAGCCGGUACCGUGCAAUUGAAAAAUAUGUGGAAAAAUUACGUUGUCGAUAG
Messenger RNA from Pieris macdunnoughi, 3453 nucleotides. The record is from the annotation of a GenBank genome assembly. NCBI's taxonomy places the organism in Eukaryota, Metazoa, Arthropoda, Insecta, Lepidoptera, Pieridae.